Molecule: messenger RNA, 672 nt
Organism: Plasmodium gonderi
Lineage: Eukaryota; Apicomplexa; Aconoidasida; Haemosporida; Plasmodiidae
Product: putative N6-DNA-methyltransferase
Exons: 2
Coding region: 1-672 (223 amino acids)
Biological process (GO): methylation
Cellular component (GO): eRF1 methyltransferase complex
Molecular function (GO): S-adenosylmethionine-dependent methyltransferase activity; nucleic acid binding; protein methyltransferase activity
Source: RefSeq, a predicted model, not a curated record
AUGCCAUCUUCUCCAGAGGUAAAAUUAAAAUUGGACUACAUUUAUAACAACGAAGAUGUUAGAAAAAAUGUCUACCUUCCAAGUAGCGACACUUUUACUUUUCUUGAAGUUUUAGAAGAUGAGGUUGAAACCAUUUCUCCAAAUGUUCAUGUAGCUUUGGAAAUGGGAACAGGAAGCGGUUAUUUGGGGUUAUCCCUACUCGAGCUACUAUUAAAAAAGAACAAAAAGUUAGAUCUCUUAUACUGUGUUGAUAUUAACGAAAAGGCCUGUGAAUGCGUAAAAAAAUUAACAGUUGAAAAUAAAAUUUCAUGCGUUGAUAUAAUUAACACUGAUUUGUUUAAUAAUUUGAGGAAGUGUAAACAAUUUGAUCUAGUCCUAUUUAACCCUCCGUAUGUUGUAACAGAGCAAGACGAAAUGAAUAAAACAGAUAUAGUUGCAUCCUAUGCAGGAGGUAAACAUGGAAGAGAAAUUAUUUUAAAAUUUUUAUUAAAUGUAUAUGAUUAUGUUAGUGAUCAGGGGGUUAUUUACCUACUCAUGGAAAAAAAUAACAAACCAGAUGAAAUUUUAAAACAUGCAAAUAUAUCAAACAAGUUCAAUUACGUAGAAUUGAAAAAGAAAAAAACACUUAAUGAAACAAUUUUUAUUUACAAACUUAGCAAAAAAUGUUCCUAG